GAUCGAAUACAAUCCCCAGACACUUAGUCACCGUAUAAUCUUCGCGUUAUCCCCAUACUUUGUCAGUGGCCAGCUCAGCUGAAAUGUCUUUAAGCAAAAGGUCAAGUCAUAAACAUUUUCCAUCCGGCCAAAUGCCGCGCAACACACCAGCAUGACUCAAAGCCCAGAGCCACCCACACGUGUGUGGCUACUCAGGUACAGUAACUUUGGCCUGGGAUGUCAAACAUUUAACAACAUUUUCGAGGGAUCAAAAAUAGAGAGGCGAAAAAGGAGGAAAGGUCCUGGUUUUACCGAAGCACUCCAGGUAAUUACGCAGCGCAUACAAGUCAGCAGGUCAGUCUGUGGGUCAACAGGUAGCUAAGCGCCCCAGAUAUAAAUAAUCCUGUUAAGGAGCAGCAGGACAUCAUUCACGGCUCAAGCUGCCAAGCAGUCACAGCUCGCUCUGUCACAUAUAUUUCAACGAGAAGUAUCCACAAGAUAUAAUAUCUGAGAAAUGGAAAGCCAACGUAAUGCCAACGCCAACCACCGACGCGGAGCUCGUCCGAGCGUGGGCUAUCUGCUGUUCCAGUACCAGAGCGAGCUGACCCGCCGUCAUGCGGAACCCACGCGGCUGUCCCGCACCAAGAUCCACAUAAUCGAUGGCCUGGUGUCCCGCACCAUCCGCCACAUGAAGCAAUGCAGCCUGGACGAUCUGAGGGCCUGCAAGAGGGAGCUCGUCUACAAGGAGCAGCUACGUGAUCAGCUCAAGAACAUGCGACGCAAACGAUCCUCCUCCGCCAGCAACGGCAGAAAUGCUGACAGUUCCCCGGAGAAUACUGCCCCCAUUGUGAGUGUCAAGGCGCCAAGUACUCCACCGAAGCCCCGCUCCUCCAACAGCCUAUCCUCCAGGUUGGACCUCUACGGGCCAGAGAUCUUUGUCUAAGUCAAACCUUUUCUAUUGCAAUUUUAAAUUCCUUAGUUAACCACUACAUUUUUCCUUAACUGUUGACGAUUAUAAAUCAUACAACAUGAUAUUGUAUAUAAGCAAAAAAUAUGUAAA
Messenger RNA from Drosophila suzukii, 1039 nucleotides. RefSeq lists its product as uncharacterized. NCBI's taxonomy places the organism in Eukaryota, Metazoa, Arthropoda, Insecta, Diptera, Drosophilidae. The record is from RefSeq and is a predicted model, not a curated record.